Histoplasma mississippiense is the source of this 732-nucleotide messenger RNA. RefSeq lists its product with no specific name. Bases 1 to 732 code for a protein of 243 amino acids. Lineage: Eukaryota; Fungi; Ascomycota; Eurotiomycetes; Onygenales; Ajellomycetaceae. The record is from RefSeq and is a predicted model, not a curated record. The transcript is spliced from 2 exons.
AUGGGUCCCAAAAAGACAUCUGGAUCAUCAAAGGUGGGAGGAGCAGGCAGCCAGGGCGAACGACUUGGCCAGAGCGGCACGAAAAAGGCCUUGGAGAAGAUAUUCCGGUCGCUGAGUCAGGAGGAGCGUGACGCCCUUCUUCAUGUGAGUGAGGAAGAGGGGGAACUGGAGGAGGCGGACGAGGAGACGGACGAGGAGACGGACGACGGAGCGGAAAAGCCGGCAUUUCGCACAGCGGACCUGAAGAAGUCGUGGCCUUCGAAAACGCGUCGAUUUUUAGACGAAGAUACGGAUGUGGAAGUGGACGUAGGGGGUGAAGAGGAUCCUAGGGGGGCAGCAGCGGGGGACGAGGCGGACGAGCCAGAGCUGGCAGAGGUGGUUGAGGAGGCCAAGAUGAGCGGUGGGCGACGGUCGUCUAUUUUAUCUUCUGGAGGCCGUACAAUCGACUGUAUGGCGCAAGAUCUGAAGGUGUUGGGGCGGCCGCCUAACCUUGACAAGCAUAAUCUAGACGUUGUCCAGGCCGCUCGGAAGGAAUUAGACCGGAUUGGCGAAUUCGCUGUGGUUUCAGCUGCGGGGGAUACCAUCGCCAAUAACCGUUUCUUCAAGCUGCCCAGCGGGGCACGCUUCAGCGACCUUAUGGAUGGUGGGUUGUCGGCGGACGUUGCAUUCUGGGACGCACGCCUUGCUAGGCAGGAGGCCAAGCUGCAACAUGAGCUCGAGGAUGAUUGGUGA